AUGGAGGCCAUAGCGACGUUGUCGCUUGUCUGUAAUGCGGUGCAAGUCAUCUCCUUCGCCGGCGAGGUUUUUCAGCUGUGUCGUAGCGUCUCCUCGGGUCGAGCACAAGAUGCCCGGUCCCAGGAAGCUUUCUCUGGGGCACCGGGACAUGUCCGGAACAAUUUGGCCUCAUACAAGCCUUCUAUUCCCGCCGACCUUGAUAUUUACGAUGAUUUAAUUUUCGUUCUAGUGGGCAAAGCAUCUGGAGUGUUCCUCUGGGUCAGAUUGGCAACUAGAAGCGUUAUUGAGGGUAUCCGGAAUGGUGACUCUUGGACCACCUUACACAAACGUACCGAAGAGCUGGAGCCCGGCAUUGACCGACUCUUUAAGCAGAUGUGGGAAAGGCAAAAUCACAACCGACGACUCUACAAGGAAGAGACGGCUAGAUUACUUUGGUACACUAUAUAUGUAGAUAACAUGCGUAACACGGUAUCUACAAAGCAACGGGGUCUCGUAGGAGAUAUCCUUGGUACCAAUCCAAGCCUUAGCUCCUCUAUACUAAGUUCCAUCGCCAACGCCAACUCCAACUCCAACAGGAUGAAGGCCAUCGACGAAGAACGCAUAUUCAUCGAACACGAGAAAUGGCUUUCUGCUAGGAGCGCGGGCUUUCUCGAGAUAUACAAGAUACAAGAGAAGGGCGUGAGAUUGUUCAGAGACAUGGCAUCUGCGGGUUAUAUGACACCUCAAGAAGAGACAGAGCAACUCAUGAGCUUCAACUACCAGGUACAAUUGUUAAAUACAGCGGUAUCCACGGAUUUACAUUUCUUCAAAGUAGCCGCAACACAUUUUAACGUUGAGUUCCUAUCUCAACGAGGUAGGAUCUUCCGGGAGUUCUCGUUGCAGGAAAAGUCCAUGAUUCUACUGAAUACGUGCUCGCCUAAAUCCUUCAGGCGAUUCGGUUCCAAUAUCGUUCCAUUCCUUGAUGAUGAAUUCACUACGACAUUGGAUUAUCCAGCAUUCAUUCCAACAUGCAUUGAGCGUUGUAGGCAUACCGUUAAAUGUGUCGACCGGAACGAUGGUUUGCGGGCACCGAACCCAGAAAAGAAAGAAGAGAAACGCCAGCUCGAAGCUGCUCUUACGAUGAGCUUCCUGUAUCCGGUGUAUGAUUUAUAUGUUGGCCACGAAGUUCACAACGUGCUCAGAGAGAAUAUCGAGGCGCUCUACCAGUAUUAA
This is a messenger RNA of Hypoxylon fragiforme, 1212 nucleotides long. RefSeq lists its product as uncharacterized. The record is from RefSeq and is a predicted model, not a curated record. Bases 1 to 1212 code for a protein of 403 amino acids. Lineage: Eukaryota; Fungi; Ascomycota; Sordariomycetes; Xylariales; Hypoxylaceae. The transcript is spliced from 5 exons.